This is a messenger RNA of Agrilus planipennis (emerald ash borer), 1804 nucleotides long. RefSeq names its product peptidoglycan recognition protein. Gene Ontology annotation, biological process: peptidoglycan catabolic process. The record is from RefSeq and is a predicted model, not a curated record. The transcript has 4 exons. Gene Ontology annotation, molecular function: zinc ion binding; N-acetylmuramoyl-L-alanine amidase activity. The coding region runs from base 429 to 1592 and encodes 387 amino acids. NCBI's taxonomy places the organism in Eukaryota, Metazoa, Arthropoda, Insecta, Coleoptera, Buprestidae.
UUUGUUGGCGGGUUUGAUGAGUGGCUGCGCAAUUAAGUCGAACCAGCGCAGCAUUUCAUUGGUAUUCGCGUAUCAUUUUUCACAAAGUUCUGAACGAAAAGAGAACGAUCGUCGGGAACGUGUUGUUUUUAAUAUUUAACCUUUAGAUUGGCGACGGACCUGCUCGUGACAGGAUUAGAUAGUGCAGAGUGCCUUAUCAGUGUCUGUUUUGCGAUUCUUACGAAUUAACAAAUCUCAUACAGUGUACGUGAAAGUGUAGAAAGUUGAAUUUUUAACACAUUUGAAGGAAUCAACAAGGAAAAACUAAAAACAAUCGAGAAGUCACACCUACAGUUUGAAGGCCAAUACACAACACAAGUUUUCUUUCUUGUUAUUUGGAAAGAUUUCUGGGAGGGCAGUUAUGCUAGUGGUAACCACCCGUUGGUGUAAUGGUCACAUUUGCUGAAUCGUACCAAGUAUCUUGUGUCGAUAAUGAAGAUGCUCAUGGCCGAGAAGCAGAAGAUUCAAAUGAGGAGUGCGACUCGUCAUCGUCUUCGUCAGAAGAGGAGGAAGAAAGUGGUGCAGUGGUAUUAGUCGACGACAUAGCAAAAUCAAAACCCUCCUUUGGUAAUGUUACGGUGUCGAAUUCGUCGGACGUGCAUUUUGGCAACAAAACGUUUUAUCAAGGACCAGUGACCAUCAAACAGAUCGUGUAUGCAAAGAAUGGUCGCAAUGAGACGUUAACUAGUGAUGACGGUAGUGUUUUAAGAGACGAUAGGUUGAUCUUGGACUGUGCUCAAAUUGGCGAAGAAAAAUUUAACGAAGGCUUUGUUAACGAUGAACAGGACAAAAACAAAGUUUGUGGUCAGAAUGGGAGAGUUGUGGGAGGCGCUUAUCAGCCGCAAGGUUUAGGUCAUAAAUGGAUGGGAGGUCUUUCUCGGCAACAAACUCUGUUAAUAGGAAUAUUAGGAAUUUUGUUUCUUCUUUCAUUGGUGAUAUUAAUUGUCAUUUUAACAGUAAAACAUUUUGAAUCGUUUAAUGACAACAACAAUCAAAAUGACGAUUCCCCAGCGGACUCAGAUGGCGCGAACGGAACAUUGCCAAACAACGUAAGGAUUAUAUCCCGUCUGGAGUGGGUCGCUCAGCCUCCCGUACAAACUCCUAACGAGCUCACUCUUCCCGUAUCUUACGUCAUAAUAUGGCACACUGCUACAGAGAAUUGUAGCGAUCAAGCAGCCUGUAUUUUACACGUACGUACAAUUCAAACGUUUCAUAUUGACAGUCGUCACUGGUGGGACAUCGCGUACAAUUUUUUGGUCGGUGGAGACGGAAACGCUUACGAAGGAAGGGGUUGGACGAAAGAAGGGUCGCACACGCACGGUUACAAUAAGAAUUCCAUCGGGAUUGCCUUUAUAGGAACUUUCAUAACGGUCAAACCGCCAGAACGGCAACUAAAUGCGUGUAAGGCUGUUAUAGAUAUGGGUGUAAAACAGGGAUACAUAGCAAAAGAUUACAAGCUCCUCGCAGCGAAACAAUUGAUAGGGACGCAAGCACCCGGAGCCGUUCUGUACGAAGAAAUUAAAACUUGGCCUCAUUGGUCUGCGCUGCCUUGAAAACAAGCAAUAGAGAAAACAACAACAACCCAAAGUCAAAAUCCUUUUGUUUCAUACAGGAUAUAUAUAAUAUCCCAUAAAGGCUGUGAGUUACAGACAUUAAAGGUUACUGAUACUAACAUUAUGUAAUAUGUAAAUAUUUGUAUGCUUUAUGUUGUAUAAUACGAAUUAUAUAUGUAAAUAGAGUGAAAUAUAAGCAAUACUUAAAUACC